UUUUUCAAUUGGAUUAUUAGUUGCGAAUAUGAUGUUGAACAGAUGUGCUCUUAAAAAAAAGUAAUACAUUUAUUGGCUCUAUUUGAAACGUGAGCAUACUCACGUUAUUUAUAAAAAUAUAUAUAUUGACAAAAACGCGUCAUCAUCUGUGUGUUAUCAACGUCUGUAUCAAAUCAAAAUUAAAAAUCAUUCAACUUCAUUGAACAAAUAAACAUUCAACAAACAAUGGCAUUAUCGGCUAAAACACUGACAUUGGAUUCAAUGAAUCCAAAUAUCAUAAAAAUGGAAUAUGUCGUGCGUGGGCCAUUGGUAAUUCGAGCUGGUGAAAUUGAAAAAGAAAUUAAACAGGGUGUUAAAAAGCCAUUCAACGAGGUAAUUCGCGCUAAUAUCGGCGACUGUCAUUCUAUGGGACAACCGUACAUCAAAUUCCUGCGAGAUGUAUUGGCACUUGUGAUUGAUCCAACAAAUUUCAACGAAUCGAAAUAUCCAGAAGAUGCAAAGAAACGCGCACAAGCCAUCCUCGAUGGAUGUGGUGGUAAAUCGGUUGGUUCAUACUCUGAUUCAGCCGGAAUCGAAAUUAUUCGACAGCACGUGGCCGAAUACAUUCAAAAUCGUGAUGGUGGUGUUCCAGCUCGAUGUGAAGAUGUAUUCCUGUCUGCCGGUGCUUCGCAAUCCAUUAAAGCCGUAAUGAAUUUAUUGAAUAAAAAAAUUAAUCGAAAAGUUCCAGGAAUUAUGGCACCAGUUCCUCAAUAUCCAAUGUACUCGGCCACUAUUGCUGAGUUUGGAAUGCAUCAAAUUGGCUACUAUUUGAAUGAAGAAUCAAAUUGGAGCCUUGAAAUUCCAGAACUGGAGCGUGCGCUUGAAGAAUCAAAAAGUGAAUGCGCUCCGCGAGCCAUUGUUGUCAUCAAUCCGGGAAAUCCAACUGGUCAAGUAUUAACUCGUGAAAAUAUUCAAAACAUCAUCAAAUUCGCGUAUAAACAUAAGCUAUUCAUCUUUGCUGAUGAAGUGUACCAGUACAAUGUAUAUGACAGCCAAUCGACUCACUAUUCGUUGAAGAAAGUGCUAAUGGAAAUGGGCGAACCAUACAACACAAUGGAAUUGGCCAGCUUUAUGUCGUGCUCAAAGGGAUACAUGGGCGAGUGUGGAAUCAGAGGUGGCUAUGUCGAAUUGAUCAAUUUAGAUGAUAGCGUUAAAACUAUGUACCAGAAAUCGAUUUCAGCACAAUUGUGUCCAACAACAAUUGGACAAGCUGCGAUCGAUGUCGUUGUUAAUCCACCGAAAAAGGGCGAACCAUCUUACGAUCAAUGGUAUAAGGAGAAAAUGACUGUUUUGAAUUCACUAAAUGAACGUGCCAAAUUUGUUGCCGAAAAAUUCAAUUCAUUCGAAGGGUUUUCAUGUAAUACCGUUCAAGGUGCAAUGUACGCGUUUCCACAAUUCAAAUUACCACCAAAAGCUAUCGAAGCAGCUAGACAAGUUGGACAACAACCAGAUGUCUUCUAUUCUUUCCAAUUGCUUGAAGAAACAGGAAUUAGCAUCAUUGCUGGAAGUAUAUUUGGUCAAAAAUCUGGCACCUAUCAUUUGCGAAUGACAAUUCUACCACAGAUGGAUAAACUGAAAGAAGUUUUUAUUAAAUUUGAAAAAUUCCAUAAAAAUUUCAUAGCAAAAUAUAAAUAAACAUAUUUCUGUUUACAGUCAUCAAGUUCAGUUUGCGUCGACUCACAAUUCAGUACUAUAAAAGAUAAACAU
This is a messenger RNA of Contarinia nasturtii (swede midge), 1746 nucleotides long. Its product is annotated as alanine aminotransferase 1-like. The record is from RefSeq and is a predicted model, not a curated record. The transcript is spliced from 5 exons. Gene Ontology annotation, biological process: biosynthetic process. Gene Ontology annotation, molecular function: pyridoxal phosphate binding; L-alanine:2-oxoglutarate transaminase activity. The coding region runs from base 226 to 1674 and encodes 482 amino acids. NCBI's taxonomy places the organism in Eukaryota, Metazoa, Arthropoda, Insecta, Diptera, Cecidomyiidae.